AUGGAUCGUGAACACAACGCAGAGGAAGCUGGAGAGUAUGCAGCCCACCAACCAAAACCGUGUCUUAUGUGUAAAAAGAACGGACAUAAAGUGAGAGAUUGUUACAGUUUCCAAAAUUUGGCGCUAGAGAACCGAUGGAAGACUGCCCAACAGUUGAACCUUUGUCGUCGUUGCCUGAUUCCUCAUGGUAAAUGGCCGUGUAAGGCAACUGUGUGCGGUGUAGACAACUGUGAAGCACGUCACCAUAAGCUAUUGCAUCCUGGGAAUCCUCAGCCAUACACUAAUGAACCAACGUCGUCAACGAGAGCGCAGUCAACUUCAACCCCUUCAGCAACAGUGAAUGUUCAUCGACAGCCUCAAAGCCAGGUGCUUUUUCGGAUAAUCCCCGUCUCCCUUUAUGGAAAAAAGGCGACGGUUAACACGUUGGCGUUUCUCGAUGAUGGAUCAUCGUACACGUUAAUUGAGAAGAAUUUGGCUAGCGAACUAGGCGUUGAAGGUGAAGCGGAACCUUUGUGUUUGCAGUGGACCAGCAAUAUCAAACGAACUGAAAAUGAUUCACAAAACGUUCAGUUUGAAAUCUCAGCGGCUGGGAAAAAUCGCAGACAUUUGUUGCAGUAUGUGCGAACGGUGGAAAGUUUGGAUCUCCCCGUGCAGUCUUUGGAGUAUGAUGAUCUCUCACGGAAGUUCGACUACCUAAAAGGUCUUCCUGUCGACAGCUACUCAACAGCUGCACCUCGUAUCCUUAUAGGCGUUGAUAAUGCUAAGCUAUUGCUGACAUUGAAAAAACGAGAAGGUAAAUACUGUGAGCCGGUUGCAGCAAAGACAAGGCUUGGGUGGACUAUUUACGGUAAAGCAGGACUUCCUGGCUCGCCGAAUCAUCAUCUUCUACACAUAGGUAGCCGUUCAUCCGAUCAACAACUACAUGAUACCGUGAAGGAUUUUUUCUCCACCGAAAGUGUUGGUGUAGCUCUUAUACCACAGAUUGAAGCGGAGGAGGAUCGAAGAUCGCGGGAGAUUCUGGAGAAGACAACCAUCCGUACAGUGUCUGGCCGGUUCCAAACUGGUUUGUUGUGGAAGUUUGACUACGUUGAAUUUCCAGAUAAUCGAUUCAUGGCGGUGAAGCGGCUUUUGUGCCUGGAAAGGAGUUUGUCCAAGAAACCAGAAUUAUAUGCGAAUGUCAAACAACAGAUAAUCGACUACCAAGUGAAAGGAUACGCUCACAGGCUAACGGAAGAAGAAUCAAGCGAUAGUGAUCCUAGAAAAGUCUGGUACCUACCAUUAGGAGUAGUUCAGAAUCCGAACAAACCAGGGAAAGUUCGGGUCGUGUGGGAUGCUGCCGCAAAAACCAAUGGUGUGUCAUUAAACUCAAUGCUACUCAAGGGUCCAGAUUUGCUUACAUCGUUGCCAUCCGUAUUAUUCCGAUUCCGGCAGAAAGAAGUUGCUAUCACAGGUGAUAUAAAAGAAAUGUUUCAUCAGAUUGUAAUUCGACCAGAAGACCGACAAGCUCAGCGCUUUCUUUGGCGGGAUAGUCCUGAUGAUCCGAUAAAGGAAUAUGUUAUGGACGUUGCAACGUUUGGGUCAACAUGUUCACCAUGCUCUGCCCAAUACGUGAAAAACAAGAAUGCUGAGGAAUGGAACCAAGUAUAUCCUGAUGCGGCGGAGGCUAUUAUAAAUAACACAUAUGUAGAUGACUACGCAAGCAGUUCAGACACGGUGGAAGAAACGGUUCGUUGUGCACUAGAAGUUAAGAAGAUCCAUGCAAGCGCAGGCUUCGAAAUUCGUAAUUGGCUCUCGAAUUCCAAACAAGUUCUUCAACGGGUCGGGGGAUGUAGUUCCCAAGUUACAAAAAGCUUUAUUGCAGAAAAGUCCACCGAUUCAGAACGACUUCUUGGUAUGACUUGGCUUCCAGAAAACGAUAAUCUGCCCUUUACAUUGAAGUUACGAGACGAUGUUCUUCAAUUGCUGUCGGAACAUUCAAUCCCGACAAAACGCCAAGUUUUGAGAGUCGUGAUGAGCGUAUUUGAUCCCCUUGGGCUGGUGGCAGCAUUCGUUGUACAUGGCAAGUGCUUGAUCCAGGACAUUUGGAGAUCUAACAUAGACUGGGACGAACGAAUUCCGGAUAAACUGGUCAUUCAGUGGCGGCGCUGGGUAGAGGUCCUAGAAAGCCUCAAUCGAGUGAAGAUUCCACGCUGCUAUUUUCCUGGUUAUGAUCGUCGUAGCUACGAAACCUUAGAACUUCACGUAUUUGUAGAUGCAAGUGAGGCAGCAUACGCUUGUGCAGCUUAUUUCCGUAUUAUCGAUCGAACACUGGAUCCUUAG
Armigeres subalbatus is the source of this 2319-nucleotide messenger RNA. RefSeq lists its product as uncharacterized. The transcript has a single exon. Lineage: Eukaryota; Metazoa; Arthropoda; Insecta; Diptera; Culicidae. The coding region runs from base 1 to 2319 and encodes 772 amino acids. The record is from RefSeq and is a predicted model, not a curated record.